AUGUUGAGCGUUGAGACGUUGAGAGGCAACUGCCAACUGCCGGAGGAGCGGAGGCUUUAUACUCCCUCAGCCCAGGAAAACCGAGAAGGCGGCGACCUUGGGAUCCCGUGUUGGCAGUUGCCUCUCAACGUCUCAACACUCAAUAUGGUUCGCGCACUCUUCACCGUCAUGGUCCUGGCCCUCGUGGUCGCCUUCGCCGCCGCCGGUCGCUUCGGCGGAGGUGGAUUCGGUGGACGCUUUGGUGGAUUUGGCGGUGGAAAAUUCGGUGGAUUCAGCGGCGGAGGAUUCGGAGGUGGAUUUGGAGGUGGACACAGAGGCUUCGGCGGUGGUUUCGGAGGAUUCGGAGGCGGGCACGGAGGGUUCGGAGGUGGAUUUGGAGGAUAUGGACGGUAAACCAUGGCUUAUCACACCCCAAUAGAUCAUCUUGCUAUAUUCCUAUAAUAAAACUUCUAUCAAU
Molecule: messenger RNA, 457 nt
Organism: Penaeus indicus
Lineage: Eukaryota; Metazoa; Arthropoda; Malacostraca; Decapoda; Penaeidae
Exons: 5
Coding region: 1-393 (130 amino acids)
Source: RefSeq, a predicted model, not a curated record